GAGCAUGCGCGGUGAGGAAACAUUGGGACUCCAUUCCAGUCUGUCACUGAGGGUUCCCUGAGCCUCGCAUCUCGAACAGCUGUCUGCUUUGAUAACUUCACCUGCUUUACAAACAAAAACUAUUUAACAUGAGCGGAGACCACGGACAAGGAGACUCUCAGGUAUCCGUUGCCCCCUUAUUCAUAUAUUUGAUCUGUUUGCGUCGAAUUCCUUUAUAUGAUAUUACUGACCUGUAUUAAACGUCAUGUUAAAAAAAUAUUUACAGAUGUCAAUUGACGUGAAGAGUUAUGAUGCUGAUUAUAUAGUUAUUGUAAAAUCUUUAAGAAUAGCAUAUAGUUUUUGAGAUAUUAUUUAGCGAAAUAUAUGUAUUUUAAUGUUCGAUUUGAAUCCAAGUUGAAACUUGAAUAACCGAGCUACCGGCAUUUGCAAAAUUCUAAUAUUUAAAACAUAUUUUUUCACAAUUUCUAGGUCAAUUCUGGAUCUAAAGGAAGCGGUAUGUACCCUGAUGAGGGUUUUUCAUUAUAUUUACUCUGGUUUCUUAUCGGGAUCAUGGUCUGUCUGCUGUUAGUUUUUAAAAGGACAGAAAUGGCGUCCCAGAGACUAAGUCCCUUUUGCUCCCCUCUCUUGCGGCUAUUGUUCAAAAAGAGGGUCUCAAAUGUACAUUUACUGCCCUCUGUUUUUUAAUCUGACGAGCUCUUCUGAAAGGGCCUGGCAUCGUGUUCGUGUUGCAUGCUUUAGUUUGCUGAAAUUAACAUGCAAUUGUGAUGAAUUUUGGAGCCGAAAGUGGCAGAAAUGGGGCUGAGGACUUAGUCUCUGCGCCAUUUUCUUUUUCUGUGUGUAGCAGCCAGGGCGCCGAUCACAGAGCCAACUGUCUGCCGUGAUAUGGAGGCGAGAGCUGGGAGCUUAUCGCCUCUCCCCGCCCGUAUCUCACCACCGGCAGCACUCUGCCUCCAUCUAUGUUUUACAGAGACUGUUAUCUGCUCUGAUAAAAGGCAAUACUUGUACACAAAUGGAACCAAAACUUUAUCUCUCAAAAAUAAAAAAAGUUGCACUAUAUGAUCAAGAGCAGAUGCCAUAAGCAGUCAUAUAUUCCAACGAAUAUUAGAGGACCUAUUUACUUCUUUGGAGUUGUGAGGUUCGUCUUUUCAGAGGCCUAAUUUUCUGCAAAGCAAAGCAGUCAGUGAAAACUGAUUUGGUUAAUAAGUGGGAUGUGUGUUACUGUAUCAUAGAGGAGAUAAUACCCGUUAUCAAGGUGCCAUGACAACAGGGCGCCACGAGGUGAUGAUCCAGCCAAGUAAGGUCGGCCUCAGGAGGGAUGUCACUCAGUAGGAGACAUUGUAAUAUAAGGAGUGAUGUGAAAUUAUUACUGUACAGUUAUUAGUUAGCUCCUCUGAGAGUGUGAAACACAUUAAUUUACCUCUAGAGAAAAACUACUUGGCCUACCUCUUUUAUUGAACUGCUGAAAUGAGGAUUUAAAAAUAGUGUAAAAAAAAAAGGUUGAUGCUCUUUUUUUCAAUACUUUCUUUAAAAAUGUUCUCCCUUUUGUACCGUAGACACUCACAAGCAUAAAGACAAGCACAGAGACAAGGAACACAGACACAAAGACCACAAGAAAGAUAAGGAACGAGAGAAAUUAAAGCACAGCAACAGGUAAGACUUCGGCAGCUUCCUCUCAUGCUUAGAAAUUGAAGACAAAACUUGAGUUGAUGUUUUUCGCAAAUCAAUGGACACACAUGUUUAUUUACACUCACACUAAUUCUAAUGUGCAAAAUCUGGCUGUAGUUCCAUUGUUACCAUUGCCUCAUUUGUUGUUAUCCUACCUGUGUUUUAUUUUGGCCUCAUUAUUAUCUCUGAUUGUAGCUGUAUAAUGAAUCAAAUCAACAGACCUUUCAAGCACAAAUUGUCCUGUAGAUAACUAAACAUGGAAGAGGCACUCAGGAGAUUAUUACGAUUACUAUUUAAUCAUACAGCACAUCCCACUUUUAUAAGGGACUUCAGCGGGCCUUAUUUGAACUGUUAUUGUUGGUUAAAAACUGGUUAUAUUUUGUGAUUGUACAUCUGGCUUAAGACUGACCCCUUGUACUUGACCUCUGACACAUGCUGCAUCUUUGUUCUAGUGAACAUAAGGAGCACUCUGAGAGGAAGCAUAAAGACAAAGAGAAGCUGAAGCACAGUGACAGCGGCUCUGACAAGCACAGGGAAAAACACAAAGAGAAAGACAGGGACAAAGAGAAGAAGAGAGAAGAGAAGGUUUGUUAACGGGCUGUUUGGUGUUCAUGAAUGACUUUAAAGGCCUUUGGUGUUAAUCUGACUGUAUGGAAAAGUUAAGACUGUUGGAAAAUUGCUUGAAAUUGAUAUCCCUCUAAUAGAAAUAUAUGCUAAUAUAUUUUGAUUGUUUUUUUAAGAUCAAAUCAUCGCAUGCAGAUAAGCCAAAAAAGGAGAAAGAAAAUGGAUAUAUGAGGUAAACAGCAUCACUUUGUUGGUUCUUUUAUGUGAAACAAAUUUAAUCAGGAUGUAUUUACUCUAAAGUGAUAUUAACUGUGAUUUUAUCCUGUUUAUUGUCUGCACUGUUUGAUCUAGAGAGACGAGUCCUGCUGCUAUUAAAAGUGAGCCUGAGGAAGACAAUGGCUUCUACCCCUCCCCCCAACACAAUAAGACCUCCAAACGAGAGCACGAUGACGAAGAGUGGGUAUCAUGCAAAUGUUCACUGUCACGGUCACGACUGUAAACUUAGAUGAAGUUACAUUAACGAUAUAUUUGUCCACAGCUCUGAAUACAAACCCAAAAAAGUCAAGACAGAGCAAGACAAGAAGGCCAAGAAGAGGAAAUAUGAGUAUGAAGAGGAUGAGGAGGUAAUCAUUGUAACAACUUUUAGAUUCAAAUAUUUUUUAUUGUUUGUGUUUCCAACUUUUAUUCUGCGCAUUUCUUGUGUUUCAGGAUAUUAAGCCCAAAAAGAAGACAAAAGACAAAAAGGGGACUGAUGGAAAGAAAGGCAAAAAAGAAGAAGAGGAGAAGUGGAAGUGGUGAGUCACACAGAGAGAAAGUUGAUAUAAGUUUGAAGAAGAUAGCAGUGUUUCCGUGUUCUUGUAUUUUCUUGUUCCUUAUGCUGGUCAGGUGGGAGGAGGAGAGAUCCACAGAUGGCUCCAAAUGGCGCUUUCUUGAGCACAAAGGUCCUGUGUUUGCACCUCCAUAUGACCCACUGCCCGACAAAAUCAAAUUCUACUACGACGGUGAGUCUGUUUUUGAGAACUGUAAGUCAACCAAACUUUUUUUGUUGAAAUCUAAAAUGUGAUUUUUCUGUAUUUUUAGGUAAACAGAUGAAACUAAGUGCUCCUGCUGAGGAAGUAGCAACAUUUUUCAGCAAGAUGUUGGAUCAUGAGUACACCACUAAAGACAUCUUCAGGAAGAACUUCUUUAAAGACUGGAGGAAGGUGAGAGUAUUGAAGUUAAAGGAACAAAGUGUUCAAGCAUAUGAGCUGGACAUUAAAUCAAUAUUGUCUCUUAUUUUAGGAAAUGACGUCAGAGGAGAAGUCAAAAAUCACAGACCUGAACAAGUGUAACUUCAGUGAUAUGAAUGAAUACUUUAAGGCUCAAUCUGAAGCGAGGAAACAGAUGUCAAAGGAGGAAAAACAGGUAUCCCUGGUUUUCAUGUUUACUCUUCCCAGCUUGAGAGCAUGAGGGAAUCUGUCAUUAUGUUGUUUAUUACUCUGUAGAAAAUCAAAGAGGAGAAUGAGAGAAUCCUUCAGGAGUAUGGUUUCUGCAUCAUGGACAACCACAAAGAGAGGAUUGGAAACUUCCGCAUCGAGCCGCCGGGCCUCUUCCGUGGACGUGGGGAUCAUCCGAAGAUGGGCAUGCUGAAACGACGCAUCAGACCCGAGGACAUCAUUAUUAACUGUAGCAAGUAGGUACUCUCACUACAGUCGUGUCGGAAUGUUUUCCAUUUUGGCUCUGAUGCAAAUUUGUGUCCAGUUUAUGUUUUUACCACAGGGUGGCGCUGGCAAACCACUUUAAAUGAGGUUAAGUGCCAGCAGGACUUGUCAGAGGAAUAUAAGGAAACUUAAAGCACACGUGUGCUGGUCCUCCUGCGCCUCUCCGUCUCUAUUCAACCUUUCUUUUGUUGUUUUUGUCUUUGCUAACCACCAUGCUGUGCUGAAAUGAGUCAUUUUCAGUGGAGGAAUUUUCUGUCUGUCUCUCAUUUCAAGCCACAAAGAUGGUGGGCUUGAAUGUCAGAAACUUAAGGUAGCAGAAGGCUUAUUCGUAGCAUUUAGUUGUCAUCACAGAGGAAUAAAUGUGCUAAAAGUGGCUUGUAUGUUGGCUGUAUUGCUGACAUGCACUCACACACAUGCCGGCACUGUGUCAAAGGUAAUCUUCCUGUCAGAGUACGCUGUGUGUGCAAACAAUAACAUGGCCCAGAGAGGGCAUGUCCACCCCCCCACCUACUGUUCACGGCAGGCUUUCCUCAACAGAAUCUCUGUGCAUUUUUGCCUCAUAGCAUCAGUGUUCACAGCCCAAGCUAGUCUCGAACUAGAACCUGAGAAAUGUAACAAGCGUUCACACAUUGAAGAAAAGCUGUCAGCUCACUGCGCACCUGUUUAAUGUAAAAAUGCGUCUUGCUCUGCAGGGAUUCCAAGCAUCCCAAACCCCCUCAGGGGACUAAAUGGAAGGAGGUGCGCCACGACAACAAGGUCACCUGGCUGGCGUCUUGGACAGAGAACAUCCAGGGCUCCAUCAAGUAUAUCAUGUUGAAUCCUAGCUCUAGGAUCAAGGUAGCUCUGUGUGCACACCUUUAACUCUCUAAUGCCAGCCUGUAUACUUUAUGAGUGUAAAUGUUUCAUAUUUUGAGGAAGAAUAAGGGUCUUUCUUUUACCUGUUUGGUUAAAAUGUUCCUGUGCGUGUGUGUGUUUGUGUGCAGGGGGAGAAGGAUUGGCAGAAAUAUGAGACAGCUCGGCGGUUAAAGAAGUGUGUGGAUCGCAUCCGUACCCAGUAUAGAGAGGAUUGGAAAUCCAAAGAGAUGAGGAUCAGACAGAGAGCUGUGGCGCUGUAUUUUAUUGACAAGGUGAGGAGAAAAAUUCACUGCUUAAUGUUUCACCAAAGACCCUCCAAUUAAGAUUUUAUUGACUUUAGAGUAGUAGUAAAAAUCCUAAUUCUCACAUGUGUGGUGUUAUCCCAUAGCUUGCACUAAGAGCAGGUAAUGAAAAGGAGGAAGGGGAGACGGCUGACACAGUUGGCUGCUGCUCGCUGCGGGUGGAGCACAUCAAACUGUACCCCAAGAUAGACGACCAGGAGUAUGUGGUGGAGUUUGACUUCUUGGGGAAGGACUCGAUCCGUUACUACAACAAGAUCCCUGUGGAGAAGAGGGUAAGAAAGAGAAGAGAGGAGUAGGUAUAAGCUACAAUAAGAGUGCAAUGCUGUGAUUGUAUGUGCUUUAAUGAGGCUUGUAUGCUGGGCGGGUUCUUGACAAGUAUGUGUUAAUGAGAUAAGAAGUUGCUACACGGAGGAGGAUGUUUGUACAGACAGGUGAUCAGGCACUAAAAGCUUUCCGUCAGCUCUGCUGUAGAGGGUGGGCUGCUUCCUGCUAUUACCAGAGUGUACAGACACACAAAGACACACUUAUGCACACACACACACACACACACCCACAUGGUUGACAUGUUCUGUUUCAAGUCACAUUUUCGACAACUUGCCUCACAACCUAUUUGGUAACUAUUCCACACCUGCAUGUCGACGUGUGAAAAACAAACUAAAGUGUAAUAAUUCAACAGCACUUGUCAUAUGAGCAGAAAUUGUUAAGCACCCCCUGCUGGCAGAAAUGUGUCGGUGCACUCAGUAAUACUGUUAGUGUGGAGUGUUGCAUGUUGGUGAUUUAAUGUUAAAUUAAUUUUAGCUCAUUUUUUCAAUCAGGUCUUCAAAAACCUGCAGCUGUUCAUGGAGAACAAGCAGCCUGAAGAUGACCUCUUUGACAGACUGAAUGUAAGACUAACACACCCUCUGCUACAGUUUAACUGAACUCUUUGCAUUGAAUUUUUUUAACCCUUUCUCCUCUUUGUCUUCUUUGCAGACUUCUAUUCUGAACAAGCAUUUACAGGAGCUGAUGGAUGGCCUGACAGCAAAGGUGUUUCGUACCUACAAUGCCUCCAUCACCCUGCAGCAACAGCUCAAACAACUCACCUGCUGUGAGUAACGUCGGCUUUGGCCGGUCACAUGCUGCACACUUGAAUGACACUCACGUAACCAUGAGUCACAUAAUUUGCAGCAAAGAAAAGUGUCUCAACAGGCGAAACUGGGUGGCUGUGUAGUGUUUAAUAUGCGUCUGAAAGUCUGACCAAUGAGCAGUGUCAACUAAAUGUUUGAGGAUAUCACAACAGUGUGUAAAGUUUAUUCAGAAAAAGUUUCAACGCUUGUUCCUUCUUGAUAUUAAAGCAGGAUAGUAAGAUAAAAUAUAAAAGGUAUCAUUCAUUAUUAGUUUAGGAAUAAGCAAAGACAAAAUUAAAGUCCCUUCUUUCUCAGUCAGAGCUAUAAUGAAAUCUAUUCAGUAAGAUAAGAACUGAAAGGACUGAACAACAAUCACUGCCAAAACAGUUGCUUUUUUUGAGGCCUAAACAUGCCUGAAAACCUACACAUCAGGCAUGCAUAAUCUACACAAUUAACUAGUCUAUUAGUUUAUUUUGCUUUUUAUUCAUUUAUCUCAUUAUUAUGUUUACUCUAUAGUGACUUUUUAUUUUAUUUUAUUUUUAUUUAUUUAUUAUAAUAAUAAUUAUUAUAUAUAUUUAUAUUUAUAUUUAUAUUUAUAUUUAUAUUUAUUAUAUUUAUAUUUAUUAUUAUUAUUAUUAUUAUUAUUAUUAUUAUUAUUAUUAUUAUUGUUAUUAUGUAUUUAUUUUUUAUUAUUUUUUAUAUCUAUUUCUCUACCUAUCUAUCCAUCUAAUUUUAUAUUUAUUUUUAAUUUUUCUUCCCUGUGAUCAAAUUUGAUGUUACCCCCGGGACAAGGGUAGGGGCAAGGGUGGAUUAAUGGAAAUGUAAUGAGUUAAACAAAAUAAAACAUUGAUCACAAAAAAAAAAUAAUAAUAUGCUGAAUAGCGCCCCCUAAAGUUCUCAAAAAGCACUCCUUGAAGUUUUUUUUUUUCACCUUCGUGCAUGAAAUUCACAGGGUACAUGCAUCAUGUCAAGACCUAUAAAAAGUGUCUUUCCUCCACACCCUAAACCCAACAGGGAGUCGGCAAAUUUGAGUAGAAGGUCAAAAUUUGACCUAAUUUUACUGAUCUUUAGGGUGUCUAUUUGUAAAAAUCUGUCCUAAGGGUUUCCACCAAUCGUCUCCAAAUCUGCACAAUGUGUUCUCGACAGAUUGAGGAUGAUUAGUUGCUCAAAGCUCAUCAGUGGGUGUUGCUGUGGCGACCCUUCAAAGAUGGAUGCUUGGCCAUGAAACAGGAAGUACAUUUUAUCACAGUCGUGCAUGCUUCAAUCUCAGCCAUGUGCACCACACAUAAUAAGGGUCCAGGCCUGAAUACAUUCAUAAGGCAAUAUUUCAUCCCAGUCACCCCUCAGUUGUGCAGAAAAUGCUGUGCUAAACCUAUAGGAGGACAUCAAAAAUAACCCUAACAUUCAUAAUAAAAUAAAAUCAUAGACUUGACAUGCAAUUUACUGAGAAGUCUAGAACCACAGAACCACAGAAAUAUCUAGGUCAGUAUUUUUAAAUGAUAGUCUUCUAAACUACCUCUCCCAUUUUGUGUGAUUGCCUGCGGGGCUGCAGCUGAUGAAAACAUCCCUGCCAAGAUCCUGUCAUACAACCGAGCCAACCGAGCUGUGGCCAUCCUCUGUAACCACCAGAGAGCUCCUCCCAAAACAUUUGAGAAGUCCAUGCAGAACCUGCAGACCAAGGUAAACCUCUUUGUCACACCUUUCUGGAGAAAAAGUGUUGUCAUUUUCUCAACCCGAGUUCACUCAGUGUUGUGGUUGCAGAUCGACGAGAAACAGAAUCAGCUGUCAGCAGCCAGGAAGCAGCUGAAGGCAGCCAAGGCUGAUCACAAGGCCUCCCAUGAUGACAAAAGCAAAAAGUAAGAGCUAGUGUGAGAGUCAGUCCCAGUUUUAUCUCUUACUUACUUGCACCUCCUUGUCUCAAGUGGGAUGUAAGGCCACAAAGUUUCAUCUGUGCAGACUCCUCUUUUCUGUCUGUAUUUAUUUUUACUCCUACCUCUGUCUGUCUUUGUGUGUCUCUCAGGACUGUGGAGGUGAAGCGCAAAGCUGUCCAGAGGAUAGAGGAGCAGCUGAUGAAGCUACAGGUGCAGGCCACAGACAGAGAGGAAAACAAGCAGAUCGCUUUGGGCACUUCAAAGCUCAACUACCUGGACCCACGCAUCUCUGUUGCAUGGUACUUAUGCCACACAAACAACUUUGAGUUAUUUAAUCACAGGAACCACAAAUUUAAAUAAAAAAGUGACAGAAAAUGAGUAUACCGCCUACUGUUUAAUAGGCCUGUCUUUCUCUGGGUGGGUGUAUAUCUACCUUGGUGACAGAAAGGCAGGAAAUGCUCUUGCAUAGUAGGAAAAGGAGCAGCACAAGCAAAAAAGCUAGCCGCUGCAGAAGGAAAAUAAGAGGAAGAAAAGCGUGUGAGCACCAGGAACAAUGGGGUUUGUUUCUGAAAGCCAGGGAGCGUCCCCAAACAGCACUCCUUCCUCCAUGUGUGAAGUCAAUGAGGAGCUGUCUGUGGCCGAAUGGCAGGCCAGGCCACAGAGACGGAGGGGAACAGAGGUCUGCCCUCCCUAACCCAUGCCCCACUGCUAUUUAUGGAGAGCCUACUCCUUAAGCACAAUGGAUACAGGAAUGCUCUGUGUUUUGCCUGAUUGUAAGGCGUAAGGGACGGGGACCCCGCUUGUUGGGUGGUGCAUGGGAACCUGCUCUACGCUGCUGUUUUAUGUGCGCGAGUAAACGUAACACAAAAUGAGAUCAGGUUAAUCCUUUCUGGAUUACAGAUGUUAUUAUAUUUUAAUAACCUCCAAAAUAAUUUACCAGGUUAAACCUACAUACCAGAUACAUUACAUAACCAGAUUAAGAUGAAAAACUGUCUGGUUUGCGUUUGGUUAGCUGCAAGAUAUGUUCUUAAAGCUCCAGUGAGGAAUUUUUAGCUGGUAGUGAAACAGGCUGAAAUUAAUACUGACGCCUCCAAAUGGGCUAAAAAAAGUAUAUAUGACCAUCAGAGAGAGGAUUGAUUAUUUACUAAUUGUUGUUAUGAUAUGUUUUUCACCUCUGCCGCAGGGAUAGUGCCAGAAAAGAUGAUCAACAUUGCGCUGUCAAAACAGACUUUCGAACAAUUUACAUAGCGAAAGUCAUUGUGAUUUGUAAGUUUGAAUUUAAAAUGAAAGAAGGAAAAGAUUUUUGCUUUUUUUUUUUUUGGUCAGGAAAAUAUUAUUUACUCGAGGACGGGACAAAAUCAGCAGGAAGAUUUAUCGUCCCUCUUAGCCCAGAGGGGGGCGCCAAAAUCAACUCAACCUGAGGGGUUACCUUAAAGCCAAAAAUGAUUUUUUUUCUUUCCUCUUUUUGUCCAUUGUUUCCAUCAACCACAUAAACUGUAUGCUGUGCCUUGUCCUCAGGAUUUACAGUAUUUUACUUUAAUUAAAAAAAAUUAGCUAGACAGGUUUUAUAAAAUAUGUCUCGUAUAUGCUUAGUCUUCUGAGAACUUCCAAGAUUGGGAAAUUUGAGCAUUGAUGGGAAGAUUAACAGCAUUAUUUCUCUCUCUCUCUCUCUCUCUCUCUCUCUCUCUCUCUCUCUCUCUCUCUCUCUCUCUCUCUCUCCAGGUGUAAGAAGUGGGGCAUUCCCGUUGAGAAGAUCUACAACAAAACCCAGAGGGAGAAGUUUGCCUGGGCUAUCGACAUGGCCGAGAAGGACUAUGAGUUUUAAACACACUCCUCGUUUGACCUUGUCCAUCCAUGCCUUUGAUUGUAAAGAUGGUCUGUAGCUGAUGUCAAAUAUUCCACAGUGUGGCUACUGCAGGGUUGUGAAAGAGGAAGGCUUUCUAAGAGCUGUGACCACUGUCUAAUAAUUGUGGUGUGUAUAUAGUUUGAUUGUGAAUAUAGGAACAUAACUCCUGAUCCAUUUGACCAACCUGCCAGAGGGUGUCUCUCUUUUAAAACAAAGUUAUAGUAGUGUGUAUGUAGCUGCAGCUUCCUGCCCAUGACCGAACAAUAAUGACAAUAACUGUAGUAUGGUUUGUCAGAUAUGACUGUACUGAGAUUUGUAAGCCAUCAGACUUAUUGAGAAAUUAUAUAUUCUCUUACAAUAAUGAAUUAAUUGAUGUUUGUGUGGGAGAAAGUAAGGAACAUCAGGAGAGAUGAUGGGAUGAAUUUAAUUUGUAGGAUUUUAACGUGUGUGAGAUUAUUACAAUGACAGACUGAUGACAGUGUGAAGAACAAAAACCCCAGCACUACUCACUUAAGAUUUUAGCGCACUGAAUGUCAUUUUACUUUUCCACACUGUUUGAGUUCACUGUUUAUUUCAGGGAUGUACAUAUUUCUUGUCACAUUUCCGUGAAAAACGAUCAAGUGUUUUAUAAAAACAUGUGCUGUAAGCAUCGUCAACAUACAAAGCUCUUUAUUGCUCAUAUGCAACUCCAGUGUAGAUGUCCGCAGUGUUGCAGUGAAAAAGACGUGACAUUCCUCUUUGUUACUUGAAACUUACUGAAGAACUGCAUAAUGUUUUGUGUGCAAGAGCCAAAAGAGUCUGUGACAGACACUGUUUUUGGGGAGGGAUGUGAAUUUCACCAAAAAGGAUCACAGAAGUCUAUUAUUGUGGUGUGAGAUUUUUUUUUGUUUUGUAAUGCUGUGAUUAAGCAGGAAGUGUCCUCCUUACAUGAAUUUCAUAAUGUGAAUGGAUUCUAUAAACUUUUGUCAUUAAUAUUUCUUGCAAUUUGAUCAUGUAUCACUCAACUUCGGAUGGGUUGAAUGCUUCUUGUUUUGAGCUUUGUAGUUUUCAGAAUAAAACAUCAACCUUGUAA
This is a messenger RNA of Xyrichtys novacula (pearly razorfish), 10981 nucleotides long. The record is from the annotation of a GenBank genome assembly. Lineage: Eukaryota; Metazoa; Chordata; Actinopteri; Labriformes; Labridae.